Molecule: messenger RNA, 666 nt
Organism: Aphis gossypii (cotton aphid)
Lineage: Eukaryota; Metazoa; Arthropoda; Insecta; Hemiptera; Aphididae
Product: piggyBac transposable element-derived protein 4-like
Exons: 1
Coding region: 1-666 (221 amino acids)
Source: RefSeq, a predicted model, not a curated record
AUGCCUCGAAAUCGUUUUCAACUUUUGUUGCGAUUCUUUCAUUUAGCUAAUAAUGAUGACAUUUUGGAUCAUGAUCGAUUAGGCAAAAUUAGAUCUUUAGUAGAUAUGUUGGUGAAAACGUACAGUGAUGCUAAAAUUCCUGGUGAGAAUGUAGUUAUAGAUGAAUCCAUGAUACCUUUUCGAGGCAGGUUGAUUUUCAGACAGUACUUACCUAAUAAAUCAUCAAAGUAUGGAAUAAAAUUAUACAAAUUAUGUGACUCUAUAGGAUAUACAUAUAAAAUAAUUGUAUAUAGUGGAAAAGAUUCUAAUUUAUCUCUUCAGACAAACUUUCCUGCUGCAGGAAAAGUUGUUAUGGAAUUAAUGGAUGGAUAUUUAAAUGAAGGCAGGACUUUAAUAAUUGAUAAUUUUUAUACUAGCUUAAAAUUGGCACAUACAUUACUCCAAAACAAUACCCAUAUGGUAGGUACACUACGAAAAAAUGCCAGAGAAUUGCCAAAAGACGUGAUGAAUGCAAAAAUUAAAAAGGGAGAAAUAAAAGGAAAAGUAAAUAGCAAAGGUGUUGUAGCAAGUGUCUGGAAGGAUAAAAGAGAUGUAAGGAUGAUUUCUACUAAACAUGGUAUUAAUAUAUUGGAAACAGGGAAAAAAAUAAGAUCUUUUUCAAGUUAA